GCCGAGAAAUAACCAUGUUCUUGCUUGUCAGUUGUUUUGCUCUUGUGGUCUCUGCACUGGGGUGUGGAGUACCUGCUAUCAAGCCUCAAGUGAGCGGAUACAACAAAAUUGUAAAUGGGCAGAACGCCGUGUCUGGGUCCUGGCCCUGGCAGGUUUCGCUUCAGGAUGGUAGGGGAUUCCACUUCUGUGGAGGAUCCCUGAUCAGCCAGUACUGGGUUGUCACUGCUGCUCACUGCCGUGUGUCUGCUGGAAACCACCGUGUUAUCCUGGGAGAAUAUGAUCGUCAGUCAAACAUUGAGCAACUUCAGGUCAAGACAAUUUCCAGGGCCAUCACUCACCCCUACUACAACGCCCAAAACUUCAACAAUGACAUCACGCUUCUGAAGCUGUCAUCCCCAGUUCAGAUGAAUCCCCGUGUGUCCCCUGUGUGCCUGGCCAACUCCAACACCACCCCCCCCUCUGGCUCCAUGUGUGUCACCACUGGGUGGGGCAAGACGGGCCAAACCUCAACCCCCCGCUACCUCCAGCAGACUGCGCUGCCUCUGCUCAGCCCUGCUCAGUGCAAGCAGUACUGGGGUAGUAACAGAAUCUCUGAUGCCAUGAUCUGUGCUGGUGCUUCUGGAGUUUCCUCCUGUCAGGGUGACUCUGGUGGCCCUCUGGUCUGUCAGAAUGGAGGAGCGUGGUACCUUGUGGGUAUUGUGUCCUGGGGAACCUCUAACUGCAACGUGCGCACCCCUGCCGUGUACGCUCGUGUGUCCUACCUGCGCAGCUGGAUCGACCAGACUGUUGCGUCCAACUAACUUGCAAUCACACACAAAAUCUGCAAUGCACAUGUGCCUACAUGUUUUCCCUCACUUCAUCAUCCUGCUCCUCACUGUGAUCAAUGAGUGAUUCUAUACAGCAUCAAUAUUAGCUGUCAGAAUGAUGGAACUAUUUCUAUUGACUUUGAAUGGUAGCAGCCACUCACUGUUCUGCUAUGUUUGGUGCAUGACUGAGAAAUCAUGAAUAAAAUAUAACUCUUAUGAACA
Micropterus dolomieu (smallmouth bass) is the source of this 1028-nucleotide messenger RNA. Its product is annotated as chymotrypsin-like protease CTRL-1. Gene Ontology annotation, molecular function: serine-type endopeptidase activity. The record is from RefSeq and is a predicted model, not a curated record. The transcript has 7 exons. NCBI's taxonomy places the organism in Eukaryota, Metazoa, Chordata, Actinopteri, Centrarchiformes, Centrarchidae. The coding region runs from base 15 to 800 and encodes 261 amino acids. Gene Ontology annotation, biological process: proteolysis.